AUGAAGAGCGGGAGAGAAAAGCAACAACUUAAUGGCUUCUUUCCCGACGUUAAGAACAAGGAAAAACAUCACAGCGACAAUCGUGUUCACCUUUGUGCGUUUAUCACCGCUUUGAUGUCGCACCGCUUUUUCUUGGUGCGUGAAAACUCAUUUCUCUCUAAGGUUACUCAAAUUACAAAGAAUUUUAAUAUCAAACCACAUGCUUGUGUAACUGAAUUUGAAGUGGCAAUGUAA
Clunio marinus is the source of this 234-nucleotide messenger RNA. NCBI's taxonomy places the organism in Eukaryota, Metazoa, Arthropoda, Insecta, Diptera, Chironomidae. The record is from the annotation of a GenBank genome assembly.